ACUAGUAAGAGAACUCCAGGUAUUUCGCUUCUCUAAAACUGUACACUAUUUCAAGCAUUUACCAAAUUCGACAAUAAUGGACUUUUGUUUAUCUACUCGCCUAUUUAGGAGGACUUAGUCGUUUUCGGAUUUGUAAUGUCGGAAAUCGGAGCAACCAACGCCGGGUCCUCGGAGACAAAUCCACGACGGACCCAGACGGCACCGAGAGGAUUUGGUGAUCGUGGGCAUUGUGGUCCUGUUAAUAGUAUCACAGCCCGUAUAAGUCAACCAAUGUCAAGCUACGAUGUCCUCCUCGAACUUCACAUAUCUAAAGCAACGCUCACUGAAAGUCUCCGGUGUAGAUCAUGUAAGCGACAGUACGAAGAAUUAAUUGGAAAUACAAAGUCAUGUUAGUGACGGAACUCUUAUCAUUCGUAUUUAAAGGGGGUACAUUCUUCAAUUCAAGAUGUUGCUUCUCGUGCUGUGUUGUGUUGUGUCUCAUUUCCGAUCUGAGACAAUUCCCGACUAACCAGAUAUACAAAACUACGUACUCAAAUUCUGCCCUUUCUCCCUACUAAUUUACACAAUGCCUCCUCCAUUGAGUAAACUCAUAUACCAAGGGUACAUGAAAUUGUUCCCGAUCCCACUUCCGCCGCCAGGAAGUUUUAAGGACCAAAUCGCUGUUGUGACGGGUGGUACGAGUGGCUUAGGGUUAGCGACAGCUGUUCACUUCAUCAAUCUCGGCGCCACUGAGGUCAUCAUCACGAGUCGGGACUCGACCCGAGCCAAUGCUGCUCUCGCAACGAUCGAAAAGGAGACGGGUGGGAAAAGUAAAGGUCGCAUCCGCGUUUUAGACCUUGAUAUGAACCGUUAUGUCUCGGUUGUGGCCUUCGUGAAGGAGCUUAAGAAAGUCCGACAAGGCGGGGGUGGCGUCGACCAUAUUGUCUUGAAUGCUGGACUCGCUGGUGUGGAUUUUAAGAUAGCGGAUGAAGGCUGGGAGCAAAAUGUCCAAGCAAACGCCUUGUCCACAGCCCUCUUGGCUAUUCUCUUGCUCCCAUGGCUAAAAGCCGAACGCGCCAAUCGUUCGUCGCCCGCACACCUAGCUAUAGUCGGUUCAUCACGACACCAAGAUGUCAACAUCGAAGACUGGAAGAAAUGGGAGGCGGAAACCGGUAUCCUAAACCACUACAACAAGCCCGAGAACUGGACUUCGCCGGAUGACAUGUACGCGGCAACAAAGCUCAUGGUCCAUUAUGCCAUCGACGAGCUCGUGAAAAUGGCAUUGGGACCUGAUAAACGCCCUCAGGUAGUCAUAAAUACAAUGUGCCCGGGCCUAGUCUCAACAAAUCUAGCAAGAUACCACAAGGCGAAGGGAGCAGUGAUAGCAGUGGUGGCCGGCAUAUUCAUGGGGCUUUUCGGAAAGUCACCGGAGAACGGCGCGAGGACGUAUCUUGCAGCAUGCCUUACAAAGGAGGAAGAACAUGGGAAAUUCAUCCGGUUUUAUGGCACAGAAGCUGAGUAUUGGAAGCUAGAAGAAAUAGUCCUAACUGGCGAAGUCGGGAGGAAGCUACAAGCCCAAGUUUGGUCGGAGAUGAAGAAUGAAUUCGUCGCUAAGGUUCCUGAGGCGAGGAAAGUUUUAGGUGUAUGAUCUCUAGGUUGGACAUAAUCGAUUGAUAGGAAGGCCUAAGAAUAGUGAACGUCGUCUUAUUUUGAAGACGUGUUAGUUGAUCAUAGUUGAUCAUAGAUGAAGAUCGUGAUAUCUUUUACAGAGUAUAUGUUAAAGUCUCCUUAGAGGAUUAUUUUAGAGCGAU
Hypoxylon trugodes is the source of this 1790-nucleotide messenger RNA. RefSeq names its product NAD(P)-binding protein. Bases 566 to 1627 code for a protein of 353 amino acids. NCBI's taxonomy places the organism in Eukaryota, Fungi, Ascomycota, Sordariomycetes, Xylariales, Hypoxylaceae. The record is from RefSeq and is a predicted model, not a curated record. The transcript is spliced from 5 exons.